Clunio marinus is the source of this 192-nucleotide messenger RNA. NCBI's taxonomy places the organism in Eukaryota, Metazoa, Arthropoda, Insecta, Diptera, Chironomidae. The record is from the annotation of a GenBank genome assembly.
AUGUUGAUCAAGUUUUCUGUUAUCUGCUGGUAUGAUAAGUUGAAGUGGAAAACUUGCAAAACUGUUGCAGAAGACAGUGUAGUUCUUUUACAUAAUACUGACUUUCACUAUGAAAACGUUGAGACAUUCGCCAUACCGCAUGUCUUGUCAAUGAAAUGGUUUCGUAUCACGCGGAAUGAAAGUCCUGACUGA